UGGAGGCUGGCGCUUCCUCUGGGGCCCCGUCGGUGACUAGGGGAGGUGGAGAUUUACAAUCACACCCAGUCAAAGUGCUCCGCUGCUCUAAACAAAAAAAAAAAGAAAGGAAAAAAAUCCCUCCCCGAGACACCGGGAGACACAGAGCCCUGCACCUCACAACAGACACGCAAACCAGGAGGGACGACAUGUGCUUUGAUACUCCGUUAAUUACUCAUGUGAUGUGAUUCACGCGUCCCGGGGCAACAGCCGAAACUUCUUCAACUGGUUCCAGGGGAGACAAACAUUUUAGGAAGGCAGCUCUUCAGCGGAUUCUGAUCUGGUUUUGCCUGUAAUCAGAGUGCGGAGCGUGCACAGCCAUGGCCUCCGCAGUCCUGCACGUGUUGCGGUUGGUGAUCUACACGGCCUGCACUGGAAUGUGUCAGACAAAUAUUAUGGCCCACGUCACAGGCACAGUCACCGCCAUGGCAAAUGAGCCCACCGGCUUACACAGCCCCGGAGCUCCAACCCACACCUCCAUCUCAGCCGCCUCUCUGCUCUUCAUCCCCGACUCCGUCAGCUCCCCUACCCCUGACCCGUCAUCUACGUCCACCCAACCGGUCUCCGCCAGCUCCUCGGGCCCUGUCCUAAACGUCAGCCAACACCUGGCUCGCCUCCCCCCGCUCCUGAACACUUCAGCCUCUAACCCACGCUCGGUCCCCCCCACGAAGGUACAGAAAGUACCGCCUCGAUGCAGCAGGUCUACCGGCAUUACCAUCAAAAGGCAUUUCAAGUACAUCAACACGGUGAUCUCCUGCAUCGUAUUUGUGGUGGGCAUAGUGGGCAAUGCCACCCUUCUGCGGAUUAUCUACAAGCACAAAUGCAUGAGGAACGGCCCCAACGCCCUCAUCGCCAGCCUGGCCCUCGGAGACCUCAUAUACAUCAUCAUCGACAUCCCCGUCAAUGUCUAUAAGCUCCAGAGGAUGCAGUGGCCCUUUGCAGACUAUUACUUUGGUCUCGUCCUCUGCAAACUGGUCCCAUUCCUACAGAAGUCCUCAUUGGGAAUCACUGUAUUCAGUCUAAUGGCCCUCAGUGUGGACAGGUACAGGGCAGUGGCGUCUUGGAGCAGAGUGCAGGGAGUGGGCAUACCAGUGCUGACAGCCAUCAAGAUAGUCACCAUCUGGGUACUAGCCAUUAUCCUGGCUGUGCCUGAUACCAUCUGUUUUGACAUGUACCGCUUCGAACACAGCAACACGUCAAUUAAUACCUGCAUGCUCAAACCAAAGAGCCCCGCCAUGGAGUUUUAUGUGAAUGCGAAGGACUGGUGGUACUUUGGGUUUUACUUCUGUAUGCCCUUGGCCUGUACAGCCAUCUUUUACACGCUCAUGACAAUUAAGAUGCUCAACCACAGGAAAGGCAGUCUGAGGAUUGCUCUCAGCGAACAUCUUAAACAGAGACGGGAGGUGGCUAAAGCAGUCUUCUGCUUGGUGCUGAUAUUUGCUCUGUGCUGGCUACCUCUGCACAUUGGCCGCAUCCUGAAAUGGAUUCUAUACAACCCACUGAAUGCUGACCGGUGCGAACUUUUGAACUUCCUGUUGGUGCUUGACCACUUGGGCCUUAAUUUGGCCACCGUGAAUUCCUGCAUCAACCCCUUCAUCCUCUAUUUUGUCAGCAAGAAAUUCAAAAAUUGUUUCAAGUCUUGCCUGUGUUGUUGGUGUUACUCUGGUAUGUUGGCAAACGGUACACCGCAGAACGGCACAAGCAUCCAGCACUGGAAGAACCAGGAUCCCAACAACCACCAGGCGGACCACAGCCAACGGAAAGACAGCGACUGAGUCCAUUUCGGUCCCCCUCCCAGCUUCAGCCUCUUAUUAUUUCAAGAGGGCAUUUUGACCCUUUCAGUACAAGGCACUGAGACCACAAUCGCUUGAGCAGAGCACCAUUGCACUUCUGAGCCGAACGCAAUGAAAAAAAGCUAAUUGUGUAUAAGUACAUGGACAAUGGGACUGAUGUGCUUACAGCGUUUCCUAGAUCGCACCGAUAUCGCAGUGAGCGUUUUUCCUGAGAGGAUGAAAGCAUUGUUCACGGCGGAACAGGAGGGGAGAGCGAUUGGAACAGGAUACACCUGAAGCCGGACUGUGCAUAAAUCUAAUCAGUGGGCUCACGGUGAGGGAGAGGCUGCUGGCUGGGAACAGCAGGAAGGAUGUGUGGAUUAGCCUGUGUGUCACAACUAAUGAAAGAACCCAAUGCUACUGUCUGACCAGGGCCCUGUGCCAGCAUCUUCCUCUAUAUUCUCUAUGCACUACACAGGGUAUUUAUACACAUCUGUGCACUUGGUCUAUGAAUGCAUACAGCCAAUCAUAUCUGAGGUAAAUUAGGCUUGUUCAUACGGUCACAGAUGUACACACUCCCUGGACUACUGAAAGGAGAGCAUUUCUUCUUUUAACCACAUAAGGGUUUGGAUUAUAAAAGGUUAUAUGCUGUAUUAAAAACAUACUUAUAAGAAUAAUCCAACAUAAUAUUUUGUAUGUGCUUUGUAAGUGCAUUGUAUAGCCAUGUGUGUAAAAGAGAGAGCAUAAUGCAUCACUUUCUGUUUAAAUGAAAAGGUGUUCCACUGCCUUGAUUCCUUAGCACUGGUAUCAUUGGAACUGUAUGUUGUGAGUGAUUCAUAAACCUUUGGGUUUAUCCUGUCAUGGCACUGCUGUAGUACAAUGAUGGGCCCCUAUGUCUGGUAUUGAAUCUGGACCAUGCUAGUGCAAACUGUGGCUGGUAGCCCUGAAAAAUGGUGCACAGUUAGCUGCAGCAUCACAGAGGGAUGGGAGAGUUUCAAAAUGCCAAAUGAUCAUACUUUAUCAAGCACCAGCAACUUCCAUUGGAUGAUCAGUUGAAUUGAAUUGAACUGAAUCGAUUGCCCAGUGGGACGAACAAGCAGUCAAGCAUCCAUUAGUCUGCCUGUGAAUCUGCCUCACGCAUGAAGUGCCAUCCCCAAGCUUAUGUCUGUGAAAGCCAGACCUGGUGUGCAGUAAGAACAGUCUCUCACACUUUGGAGUCAGCAUGUGCUUGUCUGUACUCUCCCGUAACAAUAGUGGAGGUGUAAGUAAACACUUACAGUAUACGUAUAUAAACACUCAUAUUUGGUUGGGUAUUCCAAACUGGGGAGACUAAAUACAUUUUUAAAAAUUAAUUAACACUCUACGCAUCUAAAGUAAGCUCUCAAAUGCCAUGGGAAAUGGAAUCACAGACAAAAAGAUACCUGCUAAUCUUACCAAAGGAAAGUGAAUGUAAAUUUGUGUCAAAGUGAAUGAGAAACUGCAUAUAAUAAUGCAUCCAGCCAAAGCUUUAUAACUGUUGCAACUGUGAAACAUGUACUUAAACUGUACAGCAAAACUAUCAUUACUCAGUUAAUCAUGUUUGUAUUAUCUGUAUUGUGAGGUUUGUACAUAAAAAUGUGUGUAUGUGUAUUUCAUCCAAAUAUAUAUGCAAUAUAUUUGUAACCCUUAUGUAUUGUCCGUUUUAUUUUUUGCAUCAUGAGGUGUGACAAUUUUCUGUAGUUUCAGUAUCACUCCUUAAAAUAGCCAUGUUUCCUCUUUCUGCCCACAAGUAACAACAUUGUAAAUCAUUUAUGAAUUUAUUUAUGAAUGGUCAACAAUAUUAUAAUAUUCUAUGUUCAGUCAAUAAAUUGCACUUCAUAUUUGUGAA
Conger conger (European conger) is the source of this 3678-nucleotide messenger RNA. RefSeq names its product endothelin receptor type Aa (gene ednraa). Lineage: Eukaryota; Metazoa; Chordata; Actinopteri; Anguilliformes; Congridae. The coding region runs from base 360 to 1814 and encodes 484 amino acids. Gene Ontology annotation, biological process: enteric nervous system development; regulation of blood pressure; vasoconstriction. The record is from RefSeq and is a predicted model, not a curated record. Gene Ontology annotation, molecular function: endothelin receptor activity. The transcript is spliced from 8 exons. Gene Ontology annotation, cellular component: membrane.